GGAAGAUAUGGAUGACAGCAGCCUUGUGCCCCUUCGAGAUCUCCUCCACAUGGACGAGUCCAGUUCCAGCACACUGGAGAUGGGCUCGUGCCCCUCGCCAAGACGGGAAUGUUACCUGACCAGCCUAGACAAGCUUCUUGAAGAGAAAAGAGAGCACAUACGAGAAGAGAGAGAGCUGGAAAGAAGCUUGGGAUGCGAGCUGCUCUUCUCGAAGUGGUCCAAUGCCGGGGAGGCCAGUGAAGAAACCGAAGCUUCUUUGCUCGAUACUCAGAGAUUGGUCUUGGAGCAAUUCUCCAUUAGCUCUGGUACCAUCCCGAUUGUGCACCCUGGCGAAAAUAUUUUCAGGCCUCCUCCUUACCCAAGGUCUGCUUUCGUCCUUGACACCGCUGGGCUUAAGCCCCAGAACCAUUUGGAAAGGUUGCUCUUCAGCUCCAGCUCCAGCACCUCUCAGCAGCUGGCAAUCCUCCACAGUGGCACCCUUGGGUUCAUCUAUCACGGAAUUGCCAAGUGUCCCCUCCCCGUUCUGCGCUGGCUUUUCCAGUUGAUGUCUUUGAACCCAGAUGCCUCGAGAGAUGCCUUCCAGGCCCUUUGGAACAUCAGCACUUACCAAAGCAUCUCUUACGCAGACGCUGGUCUUUGGUGCCCGGAGCUGAAGGACAUCACCCAAACCUUCUACAAUUUCGGAGCCUGUGCUUCUACCUUGUUCCCCGCUGGACUCGUUCAAUAUGAAUUCAUAUCGGAAAUCUUAGAAUUCCCAGAAUACUCUUCUCAUCCUGCAGAUGUUAAGAACGAAAAUAUCUACUUCCAGCUUAGCUUCAUACCAAUGCUGGAAGAUACGUUCAAGUUCCUGGCAUUGUGCGUGACAACCCAGCCGCGCUGCUACCCAGACCACCAACGCCUGGCCAUCAUCUCACUAUUGUGUCGGGUGAGCCUGGACCGGAAUCUGCGGAAACAGCCCCUGAUAGACCUACAACAACUGCUGCUGGUUUUGCUUGAAGGCCUCCAGAAAUGGGAGGAAACGCUGCCAGAGCUGUGCAGGUCCCUCGGCCACGUCUCGCAGCAUCAUCACAACAUGGUCGCCGUCGUGCGUUGCUUCCCGGAUACCACGACUAGAGGACGACAACUGCGCAGAAACCUCAGCCUCUACUUCAUUAUGAAGCUGCUUGGAAAGAUGAAGAUGGCCCCAAACUUCUGGCAAGAAGAAAUCCAGCUGCAGCAGCUUUGCGAACUCCUGCCCCUCAUGAGGCCUUCCUGCUUAAAGCAGGCCCUACAGAAGACCCAGAGGCUUCACAAGGAGCCAACCCAAAACCAGCAGAAGACGCUCUCUGCUCUUGACCACGAGGCCUGUUACCUUUGCUACAACCUCCUGGUAUUAGCCAACGUGGUUGUGGGAAUCAAGCCAGCAUCUCCAAGAGAGCAGGGCCACCUCCAGCAGCUUUGCCUCCAGGUGCAGCAGCACAUCAGCAGCAGCCUCCGCGAGGACCCCGCUCUCCUCUACCGGACCAAGCUGAAGAACUUGGCUGCCCAAACCUACGUCAAGUGGCAGGAGCUGCUGUCGCAAGGCUGGCUCCAAUUAACCUGCUAGCAGGCCGAGAGUGAUGAGGUUUAAUGGGACAUCCGGGGAACAAAAGAUCUUUUGCCAGAAGGAACAGCAUCACAGAACUCGGAAACGGAUUUAGGGGGAUGAAGUGGGGGUGCAGACCACGCCACCACCCCCCACCCCCUCACAGCCACCAAUAAAAAACCCCAGUUCACCCCCACUUCCCACCCACCCCCAUUCUUCCUCAUAAACUUUCCGAGCCUUUCCUCCAUGUGUCUCUUAUAAGGCGCAUCAUUUCUCCCACCUCGUUUACUGUUUACUGUUUUCUUUAGACCCUCCUGUGCCUUUAAGCGCCCCCCCCACCAGUUUUCAAAGCAGGAAGGAAUAAGGGCCCUCCUUGUGCCCAAGAAGAGGUUAAAAUAAAAUGUCCUUUUUUGAUGGAUAA
Messenger RNA from Pantherophis guttatus, 1985 nucleotides. NCBI's taxonomy places the organism in Eukaryota, Metazoa, Chordata, Lepidosauria, Squamata, Colubridae. The record is from RefSeq and is a predicted model, not a curated record.